Molecule: messenger RNA, 2271 nt
Organism: Adineta ricciae
Lineage: Eukaryota; Metazoa; Rotifera; Eurotatoria; Adinetida; Adinetidae
Source: the annotation of a GenBank genome assembly
AUGGCAAAUGAGGAUAGUGUUAAAAUACCUCAUAUUGAUAUAUUAAUCUUGAUCGUUGGUACACGAGGCGAUGUUCAACCGUUCAUCGCGCUUGGCCAAGCAUUACUCAAAGUCGGUCAUCGUGUUCGUUUGGCAACACAUGAAACAUUUCGUGAUUUUGUUCGUGGCAAUGGCUUGGAAUUCUAUCCGUUAGCUGGUGAUCCAGCUGUUCUAAUGUCUUUCAUGGUAAAAAACUCAGGUGUCGUUCCAUCCAUCAGCAGCGUUGCUGCUGGUGAUUUGACGAAAAAUCGUGAAGUUCUUGCUAGUAUACUCGAAUCGACUUGGCGAGCAAGCCUCGCUGAUGAUGACGAAACUGGAAAACCGUUUACUGCUGAAGCAAUCAUUGCCAACCCUCCGUCCUACGGUCAUAUACAUUGUGCACAUAAACUGCACAUACCAAUACAUAUUAUGUUUACCAUGCCAUGGUCGCCAACGACCGUCUUCCCUCAUCCAUUUGUGAAUGUUGAUUAUUCGCGAGGAGCUGUUGAAAAAGUCAAUAUGUUAUCUUAUAGUGCAAUAGAAAUGUUUACAUGGUCGGGCAUGCGCGAUAUUAUCAAUGAGUUUCGAAAUAAUAUAUUAGGUUUACCAUCUUUGCACACACGUCAAGCAACAAAUAUGAUGAUUGAAGAAAAAGUGCCUUAUACUUAUUGUUGGUCACCAGCACUCGUUCCGAAGCCUGAUGAUUGGGCAUCACAUAUUAAUGUGUCAGGAUUCUUCUUCUUGGAGAAGGAUGCCACAGCAGCAACGAAACAAUCCGAUGAUCUUAUCAAAUUUUUGGGUUUGGAUAAUAAACAAAAGCAGAAAUCACCACCUAUUUUUAUUGGUUUUGGUUCGAUUACCGGACAUGAUUCAAAACGUAUCUUGCAGGCAGUUCUUGAAGCCUUGGAAAAGACUGGUUAUCGUGCAAUAUUAUCUGGUCUGGCUAAAGACAACGAUAAACUACCUGAUACUGUCUUCAAAAUUGAUAAGAUUUCUCAUGAUUGGCUUUUUCCACACGUAUCUGCAGUUUGUCAUCACGGUGGAGCCGGUACAACUGCGGCUGGUCUUCGAGCCGGUAAACCGACAAUUAUCGUACCAUUCUUUGGCGAUCAGUUCUUCUGGGGGAAAGUUAUUGAAAAGCAGGGUGCUGGUCCACACGCUGUACCUGGAAAAGAUAUUACUGCUGAUGAUUUAGUAGCUGCACUUGAAUUUGUUCAUAAACCUGAAACAAAAGCAGCGGCAGAAAAGAUACGCGACGCCAUUUUGAAAGAAAAUGGUUGUGAAGAAGCUGUGCGCGCAUUUCAUGCUCAAUUACCCGUGGAACGCAUGCGAAGUGAUUUCGAAUCAACUUAUACAGCAUGCUAUGGAUUGAAACACUCUCAUUUACAAAUAUCACGACGUGUGGCGCAAGUAUUAGUUCUUUCCGAACGCAUCGAUCAAUCCCAAUUGUAUCUUUAUUCGACUCAUGAUUGGACGUCAAUGUAUGAUUAUCGUGUUCACUUACCUUUUCAUGGAAUUUUAAAACAUUCGCAAAAGGCCAUGGUGAAGAUAUAUACCGAUACUUUCGAUGGCUUCAAACAAGCUGUACAUUCAGAUACGUGGUCAAAAGGGGUCUACACCGCUACUGGAGGUCUUUUACUCGGUCUUGGCAAGGGUGUCGGUCAUGUAUGCAUUGGUUGUGUUUCGUUCUAUGGAGAAAUAACGGAUAUAUUAACUGUUGCUCCAUCCUAUUAUGAUCCGUACAGUCCAUCUUCGACGUCAUCACGUCCGUAUGUAGUCGAUUUCGAUACUGGUUUCUAUGAAGCUAUUUUAGCUCUCAUCCGCGGUUGGAGAAAUGGUUUCACCGAUAUUGUAAAUACGCCACGUAUUGGUUAUGAACGUCACGGAAGGUUAGGUGGUAUCGCCGGUACACUCAUAGGCAUCGCAAACGUAGUCAUAAAACCUGUAGCGGGCACACUCUCAUCACUAACAUGGUUUUGUCGAGGUAUCUAUGCAAAUGCUAAUAAUCGCGCUCUAGUAGAUAAAGGACUUGAAGCACUGCCCAUGCAUACACUUGGUCUGAAAUCAUCAUCCCCGACUACGAAUAAGCGCGAACAAAUCCAACAUUCGAAAGAUAUUAAUCAAGCAGUUAAACUCGCAUCAAAAGCAACAGGAUUCUCACCAGAUGUAUGUCGGCAAAUUAUUUCUGAUUUCGAUAACAUGAAAAGUCAAAUUUUCAACAAUCGUUCGCACCAUCAUCUUAAAUCUCAGUGA